Molecule: messenger RNA, 906 nt
Organism: Hypoxylon fragiforme
Lineage: Eukaryota; Fungi; Ascomycota; Sordariomycetes; Xylariales; Hypoxylaceae
Product: DUF292-domain-containing protein
Exons: 3
Coding region: 1-906 (301 amino acids)
Biological process (GO): protein transport
Source: RefSeq, a predicted model, not a curated record
AUGCCUCCAUCAGCAAAUCUGAUUACGAAGCUAAAGGUCCAGCUCAAGCUAUCCAUCGCGCGAUUACGCAUGGUGCAGCAACGCGAUGAAGCGAUGGGAAAGACACAGAGGAGGGCAAUGGCGCAAUUGCUUGAGGUUGGCAAGAUCGAUUCGGCCAGGAUAAGAGUCGAGAACAUCAUCCGAUCCGACAUCACUACAGAACUCCACGAGAUCCUCGAGCUAUACUGCGAGUUGCUAUUGGCACGAGCUGGCCUGUUGGAAGGACCAACAUGCGAUCCCGGCUUAGAAGAGCCCGUGAAGAGUAUUAUAUAUGCCGCACCUAAGACAGAAAUUAGGGAACUGCAACAAGUGCGCGCGCUUCUUGCUGAGAAGUUUGGCAAGGAAUUCGUGAUAUCUGCUAUGGAUAACUCGGAUCAGAAGGUAUCCGAGAAAGUUGUGAAGAAGCUAAGCGUCGUUCCACCGCGCGAAGAACUUGUUCAGGGCUACUUGGAGGAGAUCGCAAGAGCAUAUGGAGUCGACUGGCCGAAACGAGCCAGGGAAGAAUUGGGCGAGCCGCCGCAGUUUGUAGAUGACGACCCGAGCGAUGACCCGAGUGGUGACCAAGCGCAAAAGGUGCCCGAGAAGACUUCCCCGAUUAGUAAGGAUGCUCAAAACAGAGAGGCCCUGAGCCGUGAAACGCCGCCUCGGUCCUUGGCCUCAAACGUCCCUCUGCAUGUUAAUCCGCCAAGCCCAUCCACGGACAACCCUCAUCCUAAAGUUACGCUGAAUUCAGUAGAGCUAAGGCCUUCUAAGAAAAUGGUCGAUGCAGGUAUCUCAAAGAAGAGCGAAGACAAAGCAGGGGGGGCGGGGGAUGGUAUACCUGGUCUUGACGAAUUGGCGGCUCGUUUCGCCGCCUUGAAGCAUUAA